Peromyscus leucopus (white-footed mouse) is the source of this 2252-nucleotide messenger RNA. RefSeq names its product zinc finger protein 583-like. The record is from RefSeq and is a predicted model, not a curated record. Gene Ontology annotation, biological process: regulation of transcription by RNA polymerase II. Lineage: Eukaryota; Metazoa; Chordata; Mammalia; Rodentia; Cricetidae. Gene Ontology annotation, molecular function: RNA polymerase II cis-regulatory region sequence-specific DNA binding; DNA-binding transcription factor activity.
GAGGCCUCUGCGCGGCGGGGGCCCGCUCUGCCGCCGCGCCUUUGUGCGCCCCGGGAGCUAGCUCCGCGAGAUCGAGCCCCGGGCCCGGCCCGAGCCGUCCCGGCGCCGAGCGAGCGAGGAGGAGCCCGCUGUGCUCUCUCAGGACAUCGCCCCCCUCCCAGAAACACAGUCAUAUAGUCUUGAAGUUUUAACGCCAUGUCCCAGGAUUUGGUGACAUUUGGGGAUGUGUCUGUAAAUUUCACUCAGGAGGAAUGGGAAUGGCUGAAUGAUGCUCAGAGAGACUUGUACAGGAAGGUGACGUUGGAGAACUAUAAGAGCCUGGUGUCGCUGGGGAUUCCUGUUUACAAGCCAGCUGUGAUCUCAUUACUGGAACAAGGAAAAGACCCCUGGGUGGUGCAGAAGGAGGGAGCAAGAGACGCAAGCCCUGAUUGGGAUUAUGUCUUCAAAGGCAUUGAAUUUUCAUCAAAGCAAGAUAUUUAUGACGAAUCGGCCAAAGUCCUACCCAUGGGAAGAAGCCAUCUUAGUUAUAGCCUUGACUGUCCCAAUUUGAAAGAAAACCAUGAAAGUGAAGACUGGUUUAAUAACAGAUUGGGAGGUCAGGAGGUGCAUCCUAAUCAAUUGCUCAUCAUUCAUAAAGAAUCUAUUGAAGAUCAAAGUAAUGGGUGUAAUCCGUCUUGGCAAACAUUCCAUCAGGAUGCAAUACUAGAUAUACCACAGAGUUUUUCUACCAAAGAAAGAACACAUCAAUGUGAGCCACAAAAGAGAAGUUACCGAAAAAAGUCUAUGGAAAUGAAACAUAAGAAGGUCCAUGUAGAGAAGAAAAUUCUGAAAUGUAAUGAAUGUGAAAAAGUCUUUAACCAGAGUUCAUCCCUUACUCUCCACCAGAGAAUUCAUACUGGAGAGAAACCCUAUGCAUGUAUUGAAUGUGGGAAAGCCUUCAGCCAGAGUGCAAACCUAGCUCAACAUAAGAGAAUCCAUACGGGGGAGAAACCUUAUGAAUGUAAAGAAUGUAGGAAGGCCUUCAGCCAGAAUGCACAUCUUGCUCAACAUCAAAGAGUUCAUACUGGAGAGAAACCUUACCAGUGUAAAGAAUGUAAAAAAGCCUUCAGCCAGAUUGCACACUUGACUCAGCAUCAAAGAAUUCAUACCGGAGAGAGACCUUUUGAAUGUAUUGAAUGUGGAAAAGCCUUUAGUAAUGGUUCAUUUCUUGCUCAGCAUCAGCGAAUUCAUACAGGAGAGAAACCUUACAUGUGUAACGUGUGUGGGAAAGCUUUUAGUCACCGUGGAUACCUAAUCGUACAUCAAAGAAUUCAUACUGGAGAGAGACCCUAUGAAUGUAAAGAAUGCAGGAAGUCUUUCAGCCAGUAUGCACACCUGUCUCAACAUCAGAGAGUCCAUACUGGAGAAAAACCUUAUGAAUGUAAAGUAUGUAGAAAAGCUUUUAGCCAGAUUGCUUACCUCGAUCAACAUCAGAGGGUUCAUACUGGAGAGAAACCUUACGAGUGUGCUGAAUGUAGAAAGGCCUUCAGCAACAGUUCAUCACUUGCUCAACAUCAGAGAAGUCACACUGGAGAGAAACCCUACACGUGUAAGGAAUGUAGGAAAACAUUUAGCCAAAAUGCAGGCCUUGCUCAACAUCAAAGAAUUCAUACUGGAGAGAAACCUUAUGAAUGUAAUAUUUGUGGGAAAGCCUUUAGUUAUAGUGGAUCCCUUACUCUACACCAGAGAAUUCAUACCGGAGAGAGACCUUACGAAUGUAAAGAUUGCAGGAAGUCCUUCAGGCAACGUGCACACCUUGCUCAUCACGAGAAAGUACAUAUUAUGGAGUCAUUCUUGUCCCUUUCCUCUCCAUCGCCCUCUCCAUCCAGUCAGUUGCCGAGAGCUAUGGGUUUGAUCUCAUAAAUCUAACCCAUUAGAAGAUUUCUGUUUCAUCAUCCUUGUCUUCUACAUGGUAAUCUGUUUUAUGUGGAAUACUGAAAUAUCUUUCCAGUGUAUUCACCCAUGCCUCUGUCAGUUUUUAUACUUCAGCCAAACCUAGAAAAACACAUUGUGGUCAUAUUAUUUAUCCUUCAUUAAUUAGGAUUACUUACUGACAUCCAAAAACUCGUUGGGAAGAAGCACACAGUCCUUAGAGUAACCUAACAAGAUACCUUGUCCCCAGCACCUUGUUUCAAACUACCUUCUAAAGCCUUCAUGUCAAUAUCCUCUCUCUCUCUCUCUCUCUCUCUCUCUCUCUCUCUCUCUCUCUCUCU